AGGCCGCAGAGUUGAAGGCGUGGGGAAAAAAGUAGCGGCUUAUAGUCCAGAAAAUACGGUAUAUGUAAAGACAGACCAAAAGUUUCUUUGUUUCAUUCACUGACUGGAUAUAAAGAUGGAUGACAUGAUUGCUUCCUGAAAGUGAAGAGGAAACAUCUUGAGCGCCCCCUGGUGUUUGACACCAGUACAAGUCAUCCCCUUCUCUGUGUUAACAGAGGAGACUUUGACCAAACUAAAACUCAAACUACGUGUCAGAUAAUUUUUUUCCCAAAGAUGGUUUCUGUCAUUGUGUCUGUUUAAAUUCUGUCAUUGUGGUUUGAGAAAUUUGCUUCUUCUUCAUUCUCCUUCCUCAAAACUAUUUUUACCAACACUGCUUGGUUAGCGUUUCACACCUUCUUACAUCAAGUUGAUCACUAAAAGAAAACAUUUCAGUCCGCUCAGUGUCAGAUGUGCCUGUGUGCUUGCUGAAUAACAUUAAGAGGUUUGUCUGGACGCUGCUGACUGGGUCAACAGAGGAGACAUGGAAGCUGUGAUUGGACUGCUGCUGAUGUUACUCAGAGUCACUCACGGUGUUGAAACCUCCUGUGAUGGCAGACAGAAUGGAGCUCAGUGUUAUGGAGCUUUGGGAGGAACUGUGGUCCUCCAGCUGAUGGACAGCACCUCAGAUAUAUUUAAAUACCAAUGGUCAGAUAAAACAGGAACAGUACUUCUUGGGGGUCAGAAUAGGUCUCUGCAAAAUAGGAUAGCAAAUCGAUCUGUGUUUACUGCCAGUAACGGAACAUUUCGGAUCAACAACCUGAGCAGGACUGAUGAUGGUGAAUAUACUCUUACAAUCUUUGAUUCAAAUGCAAAAACCUCAGAGAGGCGGACUUUACAGUUGACCAUUCAAGCUCCUGUGUCAUCUGUCCUGCUGGACACUGAGUGUCUGUCCCAGGGAGAGCUGAGGGUGUCCUGCUCCUCUGAGGGAGGAGACAGUCCUCAGUACAGCUGGACUCUGAAUGGACACACACUGACAGAUGCUCAGCUCUUUCCUGGAAAUAAUGAGACCAACAUCAUCACUCUGAAACAAGACGUCUCAGGACAACUGGUCUGCUCAGUCAAGAAUCACGUCAGUCGUGUCUCAAAAGAAGAGAGCAUAUCCACCUGUGGCUUCAUAUUCAUUAACUGCACCUUACCCAAUGGCACACACAUAUCACAGUGGGUGUUUGAAGCCAAUAACAGUCUGUGUGUUGAGCCAACAACAACAUCAACCUCUCCCACUUCUACUGAGGGUGUUGAAACCUCCUGUGAUGGCAGACAGAAUGGAGUUCAGUGUUAUGGAGCUUUGGGAGGAACUGUGGUCCUCCAGCUGAUGGACAGCACCUCAGAUAUAUUUAAAUACCAAUGGUCAAAUAAAAUAGGAUCAGUACUUCAAGGGGGUCAGAAUAGGUCUCUGCGUAAUAGGAUAGAAAAUCGAUCUGUGUUUACUCCCAGUAACGGAACAUUUCGGAUCAACAACCUGAGCAGGACUGAUGAUGGUGAAUAUACUCUUGAUAUCUUUGAUUCAGAUGGAAAACAAUCAGAGAAGCGGACUUUACAGUUGACCAUUCAAGCUCCUGUGUCCUCUGUCCUGCUGGACACUGAGUGUCUGUCCCAGGGAGAGCUGAGGGUGUCCUGCUCCUCUGAGGGAGGGGACAGUCCUCAGUACAGCUGGACUCUGAAUGGACACACACUGACAGAUGCUCAGCUCUUUUCUGGAAAUAAUGAGACCAACAUCAUCACUCUGAAACAAGACGUCUCAGGACAACUGGUCUGCUCAGUCGAGAAUCACGUCAGUCGUGUCUCAAAAGAAGAGAGCAUAUCCACCUGUGGCUUCAUAUUCAUUGCCUGCACCUUACCCAAUGGCACACACAUAUCACAGUGGGUGUUUGAAGCCAAUAACAGUCUGUGUGUUGAGCCAACAACAACAUCAACCUCUCCCACUACUACUGAGGGUGUUGAAAUCUCCUGUGAUGGCAGACAGAAUGGAGCUCAGUGUUAUGGAGCUUUGGGAGGAACUGUGGUCCUCCAGCUGAUGGACAGCACCUCAGAUAUAUUUAAAUACCAAUGGUCAGAUAAAACAGGAUCAGUACUUGCUGGGGGUCAGAAAAGGCCUCUGCGUAAUAGGAUAGAAAAGCGAUCUGUGUUUACUCCCAGUAACGGAACAUUUCGGAUCAACAACCUGAGCAGGACUGAUGAUGGUGAAUAUACUCUUGAAAUCUUUGAUUCAAAUGGAAAACAAUCAGAGAGGCGGACUUUACAGUUGACCAUUCAAGCUCCUGUGUCCUCUGUCCUGCUGGACACUGAGUGUCUGUCCCAGGGAGAGCUGAGGGUGUCCUGCUCCUCUGAGGGAGGGGACAGUCCUCAGUACAGCUGGACUCUGAAUGGACACACACUGACAGAUGCUCAGCUCUUUCCUGGAAAUAAUGAGACCAACAUCAUCACUCUGAAACAAGACGUCUCAGGACAACUGGUCUGCUCAGUCGAGAAUCACGUCAGUCGUGUCUCAAAAGAAGAGAGCAUAUCCACCUGUGGCUUCAUAUUCAUUAACUGCACCUUACCCAAUGGCACACACAUAUCACAGUGGGUGUUUGAAGCCAAUAACAGUCUGUGUGUUGAGCCAACAACAACAACAACCUCUCCCACUUCUACUGAGGAAACAGAAUAUUUGUAUCCGAUGGUUGGCAUACUCUCUGCACUGGUAAUCCUCCUCGUGGCUGGAGUGGCUGUCAUGUAUGUUCAUAAGAAAAAGCGAAACAACAAACCUAAAGCAGAAGACGAUGAGCAAGAGUUAACGUACGCUGAUGUGAAGAUCGUGCAGCAGCCAGUGAGGCAGAGGCAGCAAAAGGCCGAGGCGCAGGUGGAGUACGGCCAAAUCAAGUUUUCAGAGCAGCCUCGGCAGACCGAUCCACCGCCAAGAGAUGAGUGUGUGUACGCCAUGGUUCGUAAAGGCAAGUGAUCUGGAGUGGCCAGUGUUCUACUGCGCCACUGAAGGCAGACGGACUGUUUUCCACUGGGAAAAACACAAGCCAUCGGGACUCUUUACUCUAAUAUUAUCAUUAUUAUUGAUGACUGAACAUCAACGGAGCAGCUUCAUCGUUUCAGUCACAGUGUGGCUGGGUUUUACAGACUUGUUUUUGCAGACCAUUUGGCAUUUUCUUAAGAAAAUUAUUAUAAUGAUUGUAAUUUUUAACACAAUUUUUACCAUUUCUUUUUAUUUUCAGUUUAUGUUGUACCUUGUUGUUUUUACUUGUUUCUCAGUUAUGAGCAUAUUUACUUUUAUUUAAUUGCUUAGUAUGGUAAACUUGCAAUAAUAAUAAUAAUAACAAUACGUAAGAAUAUCAAUAUUUUUACAGUGUUUUUAUUUUAUUACCAGUUUGCUCUUGCAUUGGUAGGUUUAUUAAAGGUGUGAUGCAGGGUGUGGGAAUUUAUCUCAUAUCCAGCCAAGUAGUCUUCCUUAGCCCUUAUUUAUUUUACUUAUUUUCCGAAAAUAAGUUGAUUGAGAAAUGUCUUGUUUCUCAACUUAGCUUCUCAACUAUCCAACUUAGCAAGAAUUUGUUUCCAUGAUGGAACAGACUUCUGCUUUUUGUCUUUCAGCAGAAACAGAAUUGAUUCAUCAGUUACGUGGUGUACUGGUGUGCUUUUUAAGACUUAAGAAUUACGUGGUGUCAACAAUUUGCUUGCUGUUCACUUUUAGUAAGCCAGCUUAUUCUUACAUAAAGGGUAGAGGGGGAAUUAGUCUUUUUCAGUAGCUGAAGGCACAACUAACAUACAGUCUUGUCAUAUCUAAUGGAGUUAGAUAUGACAUGUAGCAACUGUAUUUGCAUAUGCAUCUGAGAUGAGUGUGAGUUGAGUGUGAAUUUGCAGGGAAAGAGCGAUAUCUUUCGAAACAGUGGCUUCUUCUCUUCCUUCGUUUCUCUUACAUUAACGAGGGGGAACUGAGACAGACAAAUACAGCGUUCUUAUACAAGAGGUGGAGAGCCUCUUAGAUUUUGAGUGUGAUGUGUGCUUAUCUUUUAACACCAUCAGGUUUUCUAUAUAUGGUUAGAUGCAUUUCCUAUGACAGGUGUUCCUCUUUCAAAUUCAGUGACCUGAGGACUAAGUAGUUUACACUGUGGGUAUUUAUGAUAAUUAUUUCUGCUAAAAAGAAAGUCAGUUGAACACAGUGCUGCUAAGCUGUUUCUAAUCAGCUAGGUUCAUAAUUAGUCAGUUUGUUUAGAAUUGAAUUGGAUUACUUGACUAGAUCAAGUACAGCAAUAUGUAAUAAUCUAUAUCGUUAGCGUUGAGCCUGGUGAAAAUGCAGAACAUAUUCAAAGGCAGGAUGAGAAUUUACGUACGUUAAACAGUAACUCCUGCACACAUUCAAGAUUCAAAGGUUUUAUUGUUUGAGCAUGUGACAAAUAAAAAAGUUUGAGUCUGAACUCCUCAGCACAAUUCUCUCUCUUCUCAUCUCAUAAAACUGCAAACUCUCACAUUUUAUCUCAUUUACAUUUUAUUUUGUAGUAUGUCAAUCACACUGCAAUAUCCACCGGAGUCACCGCUGUACAGCUUAGGACGCACAGGAUGCAACAGUAUAUAUAGUGAGGGCAGACAUAAAAAUAGCUCAGUGAUAAAGACAUGAGUUCAGGCAGUAAAAUCUCUCGCAUCAAACUACUUGUUCGAGCUCUUAAACGCAGGGUAAUGCACAAUGCAACUCACAGCGAACAUCUUGGAGAAAUAAUUUGUCGCAUGUUGCAUCUGCUAACAACCUUUUGGUUUGGUCGUGGACUUGUUAGGGUAAUGAAGUGACCCGCGGGGCGAGGACACCUUUAUGUUCUUGACUCAUCACUAUCCUCUGAAACAUCUUUGUAUAAAAUAACUUUUGGUUUUUAGUUAGUUAUGCAAACUCAUUCUGGUAUCACUUGGUCUUGAUUUUAUUUGUUUUAAUUGCUGUGUAACUUCUGCUUUCAGUAAAAAACAUCUAUUAUCA
Messenger RNA from Scatophagus argus, 4987 nucleotides. RefSeq lists its product as uncharacterized. The coding region runs from base 521 to 2977 and encodes 818 amino acids. NCBI's taxonomy places the organism in Eukaryota, Metazoa, Chordata, Actinopteri, Scatophagidae. The transcript has 12 exons. The record is from RefSeq and is a predicted model, not a curated record.